Etheostoma spectabile (orangethroat darter) is the source of this 4147-nucleotide messenger RNA. RefSeq names its product NTPase, KAP family P-loop domain containing 1 (gene nkpd1). The transcript has 6 exons. NCBI's taxonomy places the organism in Eukaryota, Metazoa, Chordata, Actinopteri, Perciformes, Percidae. The coding region runs from base 539 to 2755 and encodes 738 amino acids. The record is from RefSeq and is a predicted model, not a curated record.
GGUCACGCAGACCCAAGACGCCAGUUUUAACAUCACUCAUUUGUUCCAUUUUUCUAUGGACCGAAAAACGUUGGACAGUGAAUGCCAACAGCUAUUGGAAGAAUGGGGAUUUUUCUAGCUCUUAAUUCUUUCAGGAACUACCCACUUCAUUCAGAUUCUAUGAAUAGAGAGACAACUGUGACCAGCAGGAGUAGUAUGGUGUAACAGAUUGGAAAUGAAGAAUGGAAGAAAUGUACAGCUCCAUCUCUCAAGACAUAAUUUCAUUUGUAUGUGACCUCACUUCCUGGAAAAUGUCCUUCCUAUAGACAUAGCGUGUGGUUAUCAGGAGCCUUUUUAUCCCUCUCUUAUCAGUGUUGCUACCUUUUAUGGCACUGACGUCUUGAGGGUAGAAGGUUCACCUCACCCUAGCUGCAUGGUCCUCUCUGUUUUUUGGAUACGUGAAAAGUAGCAAUUCAAAGAGAAGUUAUAAUAAAGAUCAGGACUGACUUUUGGAACUUAACCAGGUCAAAGGGAUUUUAUGUGAAAGCUGCAUGUCAUCAUGUACAAGCCAAAAAAAGAUGAUAUUUACGCAUAUGCGCUGUCCAAGACCCUGACAAAGGUUUCAUCACCUGCAACUGUAGGACUCUACUCUUCAUGUCAGAAUCGAAUUAACAUGAUCCUCGGACAAAUGGAAGUCUACAUGAAGCGGGAAGCUUUGAGGAUUGAGCAGGAAUAUGAGGGGAGAUACAGGCCGCGUUCAGUUACGCCUUCAUUUAGUGGCUUUCUAGCACUCAUUGGCCGAAUGCUCUUCUACAGGCCAAUUUGGACGGAGGAGAACCAGCAGCACCAUAAUAUCAGGUUCAUUUACGUACAUUUUAGUGCUUGGCAUUUUGCAGGCAGUGACCUGCUUUGGGCCGGGCUAGCCAUACGGCUGUUUCAGGCCAUGCAGAUGAACUUUGGGAAAUUACCGAUUGUGCUCUACCGUGUGGCUCAACAUAAUGAAGACGACGAAGUCAAGAACAAGACAGUGGAGAAUGGUCCUAACCAGUGGAGGUCCAAAAAGGUUUGCUGCUGCCCUUUGUGGUUUCUUGUCCUGUCCAUUCUUGUGGUACCAGUUAUCAUCCUGAUAUUCGUGUUGACUGUUGGCCUUCCCAAGCCUGAGGUGAAACCAGGCGGGGCGGUGAAUGCAACAAUCAGCCAGGUGGAUGUUCUGGAUGGCCUGGUUAUCGCUGCCUUUGGAGUCCCUACAGCAAGCGCAUUGAGGUUUGUGUUUCUGAUUGGUAAGAACCUUAUCUUCAACCAGGAUAAGAACAUAAAGAAGGGGAUGGACAACGAGCGGGUCAGCAGCCAUCUGGGCUUCAUGAACGAAGUGAGGAAGGAAAUGUGGUUUCUGUCUCGAUUCAUCCAGUUUAUGGAGGUGUUUGAGAGGAGGAGGAUCCGGGUGGUACUGCAGAUCACCAAUCUGGACCGUUGCUCUCCCAAAAAAAUUGUCACAGUUCUGGAUGCCAUCAACAUUCUGCUUUCAGAUGAGGAAUGUCCAUAUAUUUCAAUUCUGGCCGUCAACCCAGAUGUUCUUGUGGAGAAAGUGAACUUUGCAGAUGGCUGCUUUAGCAAAGAGGACAGAGCUUAUGCACUGUUGAACCGCAUCGUGACUCUGGCCUUCACGGUUCCACCGCUGUGCGAUGAUUCAAAACGCAGUUUAUUUCACAGCCUCACGAGUAAUUCAAAAAACCCUGAGGACAUAAGCAUGAGCAAAAAUAGACGUAGAACUGGGGGCCUGGAAAAGACAUCUUCCUCAGACUUGUUUACAAUGGAGAUUGCAUUUGAAACGAAAGAGUCUUAUCCACUGAUAGAUAAAACUGCAGCAGACCUGAAAGAAAAUGAGGAGGAAGUAGAAAUGUUGGUCCAGAGCACCUUGACCAGCAAUGAAAGGAAUCUAAACAAGUACAUGUUUGAGGAUGCCAUGUCUAUGAGGAGGGCGAUCAACUCCAUUUGGGUGACUGUGAUAAUCAUGAAGACUUUAAAGAAAGAGCUUCCUCAACCAGAAUACAUCGCCGCAUGGGUGGUCUUGGCUAAUCAGUGGCCUUGCCGCCUCAGCUGGAUCCUCCAGUGUGUGGAAGACGCUCAGCAGAGGGCAGAUAUUGAUCGCAAUAAUUCGACAAACACUGAUGAUUCUAAGACCUUGUGGACAGUGUUCAACGAGUCCAGGGCAGAGCUGUAUGUGAUGAGCGCACAGAUUGAAGACCUCCUCGAGCAGGAUGGAGAUCCUGAGAUGUUUGAAAGAUUCCUCACGGUAGAUUUCCAAUUCACUGUGAAGGACUUGAAGACCUUUGAAGAGGUGACGGUGAACCUGGAUCAUUCAAUUAGGAAGGAGCUGGCUCACAUCAGAGGGACAUCUAGGCUGAAGGAUUCUGGUUGGAUGAGGAACCUAGCUCCUCUGCCAAUCACAACUAUCAUCAAAAUGAAGAAAGAGGAUGUAUGUGAAGAGUUGGAGAGGAUGGAAUACCCCCGUAAGUACAUUGAUACUGUGAAAAGCCAUAACCUCAACGGUGCGGCGCUGGUCUUUGGGGAUGCCAAUGAUCUUAAAAACCUGCUAGAUAUGACCUUUGGGGAAUGGGCAACUUUCAGACUCCACUUCCUGGGUUUACCAUCACAUCUCCGACCACAAUACAAGAACAUGGCACUGACACAUUCUCACCCUCAGAACAAGAUGUCUGCAGUUCCCUUCCAUGUAUCCAAUCAGUACCUGUCUAAUCCCAGUCUGAUUAACAGCUAAAUCCAAUCCAUUUCCAGUGAUAUCCCUACAAUUAUGAUCUGCAUUUGUAACAUGUAUUAACAAUCUUUACAGUAACAAUACCAAGUUUGAGAGUAUAUUUAAGAAUGAAGUAAUUACAUUCACUUUGUUUAGCUGUAGCAGCUUGUAAAGAACUCUCGAUUCUGCCAAGAAAAAUAUCUUCUGUAACCAUGUCAAAUACCUAUCACAUACAUGUUCUGUUACUGAAAGGGGGCCAAGCCCAGCAAUGAUAGCUGCAGUUUUACACAAAUGUCCUUUAAUAAUAAUAAUAAUAAUAAUAAUAAUAAUAAUAAUAAUAAUGCACAUUUGUGUUUUCUAUGGAUCACAUUUUCCUAUGUUGAAAAGGUCUUUUGCACAGUAGAUAUUUUGAAGUGUCACACUAGGAAAAGCACAUGUAUGAUUAGCUGCCUGUUUCGGGGUCCUGGUGUUGUGCACGUUGGCUCACUGUCACACUGUAAUGGCUUCACUGUGACACUGUGACACACAAAAUAAAAAGAUGGCUCGGUUUUAUUUUAUAAUUUGUUAAUGUCUCUAAUAAUAACACCUGUGCUUUUCUUGCUACAAGUCAAAACGCCAGCUGUGAAAAGAUCUAUUAUGAGACACACUGUUGUUGUUUGUUAAUGUGUUGUAGAAAGUGACAAACAGAAAAGGAUCAGGUUUCUGGAAGAUAAAAAGCUGUGGAACAUGUCAUCUAAAGACAACACUGACAAAAUUAUUUUCAAUUAUAUAAAAAUAUAUAAUUACAGAUUACAUUGGUUUAUUGUUGGAAAUUAAUAAUCUUUACCUGUUAAAAGCCUCUUUUUUUAAUCUGUCUUCCCUUGCCACACUAUCACACUAAAGUGUUACAUGCACAUUAGCAUACGGUGUUUCAUCAGCCUUUAGUUUGCUUAAGGUUUAGAGAAGGCUCCAUAUAAAAAAUUGCAACUUCAUUGUAGGUUUUUUUUUAUGUUUUGGAUUUAUUUUAAUGUUAAAUUUUUUUGUUUGUACUGUGGCUUUAUUCUGGAAUCAGUGGGUGUUUAUAAUGAGGUGUGUGCCUGUGCCAUACAUUAUAAAUGCAUGCUAGUUGGGAAGUUUAGUACCAUAACUCUUUAAGUAAGUCAGAGAAUAUUAACGUUUGGGUUGUGGAAAUUUCUUUUAUGCAGACAUAGUAAGAUUACAUUCAUUUCAGAACCUGAAUGUAAGGUAUUUUUAGUAUUUUAUCAAUUAAAAUUAAUUUUCUGGGAAUACUUUAUCCUUAAGAAAAUAAGUAUUUAUUCAUACUGUAUAUGUGCUGUAGUAAACUGUAAUUCCCUAUUUCAUGCAAAUCAACUGUAAAGUCUGACAAAUAAAAUGCAUAUGCAUCAGUCCCAUAAUAAAAAUGCCCAUCCAAGCAGA